GGAGGUAGGAGGAGGCUUGAUGUUAUUCCUUCGGAGGUGGUAGCUGCGAAAGCCGUCAAGCUGGAGGCGGCCGCUCACGCCGGGGGAGAUGCCAUGGCGCAAGGAAGGCCAGGCCCAGUGCAGAUUGUGCUCGUGCACAAGGAAGAGCACUCCUUCGAACUGGACGAGAAGGCGCUGAGUCAAGUCCUGCUGCAGGAUGCCAUACGUGACCUGGACGUGGUGGUGGUGUCGGUGGCCGGGGCCUUCCGCAAGGGCAAGUCCUUCCUCUUGGAUUUCCUGCUGCGCUACAUGUACAUGCAGAAAGAAGGAGGCAGUUCCCAUUGGCUGGGAGAAAAGGAUGAGCCCCUGACAGGUUUCUCCUGGCGUGGCGGCUCCGACCCCGAAACCACUGGCAUCCAGAUCUGGAGUGAGGUGUUCAUUGUGGAAAAACCAAGUGGGAAGAAGGUGGCAGUUGUGCUGAUGGACACCCAAGGAGCAUUCGACAGCCAGUCGACCGUCAAGGACUGUGCCACCAUCUUUGCCCUCAGCACGAUGACCAGUUCUGUUCAGAUCUAUAACUUGUCCCAGAACAUCCAGGAAGAUGAUCUACAGCAGCUGCAGCUCUUUACGGAGUAUGGCCGACUGGCCAUGGAUGAGAUCUUCCUCAAACCAUUCCAGACCCUGAUGUUCCUGGUCCGAGACUGGAGUUUCCCAUACGAGUAUUCUUACGGCCUGGACGGCGGCAGGCGGUUUCUGGAAAAGCGGCUGGAGGUGAAAUCUCACCAGCACGAGGAGAUCCAGAACGUUCGGAAGCACAUCCACUCUUGCUUCACCAACGUCAACUGCUUCCUCUUGCCCCACCCUGGCCUCAAGGUGGCCACCAGCCCAAACUUUGACGGCCGUCUGAAAGACAUUGCAGAUGAAUUCAAAGAUCAGCUGCAGGAUUUGAUCCCGUUUGUGCUGGAUCCCAGCCAGCUUUUGGAAAAGGAGAUCAAUGGUUCCAAAGUCACCUGCCGGGGCUUGCUGGAAUACUUCAAGGCUUACAUCAAGAUCUACCAGGGGGAAGAUCUGCCUCACCCCAAGUCCAUGUUGCAGGCCACCGCCGAAGCCAAUAACUUGACUGCCGUCGCUUCGGCCAAGGACAUGUAUUACACCAACAUGGAAAAGCUGUGUGGCGGGGACAAGCCGUAUGUCUCGCCAGACCUGCUGGCGGAGAAGCACCGCGUGCAGAGCACCAUGGCCCUGCAGCACUUCCAGCGCAUCAAGAAGAUGGGAGGCAAAGAGUUCAGCCAGCGCUACGAGGAGGAGCUGGUCCAGGAGAUGGAGCAGCUCUUUGAGGACUUUGCCAAGCACAACCAGAGCAAGAAUAUCUUCAACACCUUCCGGACGCCCGCCAUUAUCUUCAGCGGCAUCGUCUCCCUCUACCUGAGCUCCGGCGUCACAGGCUACGUCGGCCUGGACAUCGUCUCGCAGCUCUGCAACUUGGUUGUCGGGUUGCUGCUCAUCACUCUCCUGGCCUGGGGCUACAUCCGCUACUCAGGCCAGUACCGCGAACUGGGCGUCGUCAUCGACACCACUGCCGAGUUUCUGCUUGGAACGGUGACGUCCCAGGCGAAUAAUUCCACUCAGGUAGCGGAAGUCAGUACAUCGUCCGGGACAGGUGCCAACGACAGGAAAUCCCAGUAAGGUCUUGGCGCGAGAGGUCCAAACGUCGCUGGGCUGAAGGCGAUGGCCUUGGUCCAGCCUGCAAAUCCAGGCACGGCUUUCCGGGCUUUCUCCAGAGUACCUCCGAGCCCGCCCAGGCUCCGGAUAUUUCCCCUAUUUUGAUUUUUUUAAAAAAAGAACCCUUUCCUGUUUAUUUUACUUCCUGCACUUUAACAAAGGAAAAUAAUGCAGCUUUAAGGUUCUUUCUGUACCAAUUAGUGCCUUCCUCGGGGAAGGGGUGGGAGAGGGGGGGGAAAAACCCAGGUUGCUGAUCUCAUUCCUUUGACCACCUGCUUUUUGUCACUUUCUUCUGGACGCUUGUGGAUGAGAAGCGGGCUCCGGGCGGCCUCCCCCCCCCCCCCCCCCCCCCGCUGGUCAGCAAGCGCUUUGCCUGUCUUGUUGCUGGGGCCCUUGGCUACAUUCCGCCCAGUGAAGACAACAGCGCAGGAGGCCAUGGAGCGCCCGGGACCAAAAGAAAACGAAAAGUGAACCACGCAUUCCUUAACACCCUCCUAUUUUGUGCCUUUUUGUGGAUCGCACCUUGCACCUCUGGUCAUGGAGGGAAACUCCCUUGACCCAUCACUGCCUUAGAAGUCCACCUCCAGAAGCUUUUGUUGUGGGGGGCAGGGAGAAGACCAAAUACUUUGAGCACCCUCUAAUUUCCUCGGAUGCCUCUGACCCAUCAUACCCCCCCCCCCAUUUUUUUGUUCAGUUUCAUUCCCUUAAAGCUGUGGCUUGCUGUGGGCACAGUGACCACCCCCUCCUUCCUUGGAUUCCUUCCCUGUUCAAACUGUAGACGCAGGGCUUUUCCGGAGGUAUGGGUGGGGAUCAGAGGCAUGGAUCGUAAACCCCGAUGUGGCAGCGUACCCUUUUGUGGUCCUGAGACCGCUGUCCCUAGCCCUUCUGUGCACGUUGUGAUUCAGGAACGUGGGAAUAGCUCUAUGCAGCCUCUGACCCAGCAGCCACUUACAGUGGCUCCCCUUGGAGUUUGUUAUUCCUCUUAUUUUGGCCUCCCAGGACUGUAAUACAAGGGUGGCGCCUGGGAGUCCAGGGCUGCAGAUGGACAUUUCCUGCUAACGGACAGGAAGGUGUCAUUUCUUCCAGCUCCGCCUUCAGGCUGAAAACCCCUGAUUUGUCCUGAGGAUUCCCUGUCCCCUUGGAGCAGCAUUUGGGGGAGAUCAGUGGGCCACUGUGGGGUGGGGGGAGGCAGGAGAGUUCUGCGCUGCUGACGGAGAAGCGCCUGUGGCAGCAGGAACUUUAGUCCAGAGCCCCACCAGUUUGGAGUGUUUGGCCAAGAAUUUGGGAGGCCUGGGCCAGAUUCAUUCGCUAAGUAAAACCUACAACUUUUCCCAGAGGGGUCUUGGUAUCUGGAGACGGGUCUUGGAGAUCCGCCACCCGUCCUGCUCCAAGGAGAGCAGCCAGCAAGGCUAACCUUUGGGGCAAAUUUUCCGGGGUGGGGAGCUCUUGUUGCCUACAGUACCUGAAACAUCCCACUUCCAGCCUGUUUCAACCCCCUUCUGCAAUCAACUCCAAAACCCUCAUGACUGUUAGAUUCUCUGGUCUGUAAGCUAAUCAGCUGGCUUGGCUUUUGGGGGGGAUGCCAAGGCGGCCUGGUAAAAUUGUUUUUCUCUUGGAUCUAGAGGCCUCCAGGGUCCGUCUCUCACCUGAAUCCGUUUGUUCUUUUGUACCGACCCCGCCACCCCUUUAAGUAUUCCUUUCUCCUCCAAACCCGGUGCCACGGCUUCUCCAUAUUUGUGGUUCAAUAGCUUUAUAAGGUCAGGGGGCAGCCUCCUUCCCC
This is a messenger RNA of Gekko japonicus, 3481 nucleotides long. RefSeq names its product atlastin GTPase 3 (gene ATL3). The transcript is spliced from 13 exons. NCBI's taxonomy places the organism in Eukaryota, Metazoa, Chordata, Lepidosauria, Squamata, Gekkonidae. The record is from RefSeq and is a predicted model, not a curated record. The coding region runs from base 94 to 1665 and encodes 523 amino acids. Gene Ontology annotation, molecular function: GTP binding; GTPase activity. Gene Ontology annotation, biological process: protein homooligomerization; endoplasmic reticulum organization.